Cotesia congregata is the source of this 922-nucleotide messenger RNA. The record is from the annotation of a GenBank genome assembly. NCBI's taxonomy places the organism in Eukaryota, Metazoa, Arthropoda, Insecta, Hymenoptera, Braconidae.
AUGUCUUGGCAAGAAUUAAAAAAAAAUAUACUUUGGCCAAAUUUUUUUUUUAUGUUAACUCUUCACGCAUUAUUUUUAUAUUACGCGAUUAUUUUUCCGUACUUAGAAUGUAAAAUUUUAUUAGCAUGGGUAUUAGUCACGUUAGUACUAGCAGAGUUUGGUGUAACCGCUGGAGUACAUCGGCUCUGGUCGCACAGAGCUUACAAAGCCAAGCUACCUCUCCGGAUCAUCCUGGCUGCUCUGUAUCAUUCUGCUGCUCAGAAUAGUAUUGUAAGCUGGGUAAGGGAUCACAGGGUCCAUCACAAGUACGCAGACACCCCAGCAGAUCCGCAUGACAGCAGUCGCGGGCUCUGGUUCAGUCAUGUCGGGUGGUUGGUGAUGAAGGAGCAACCAGAAGUAAGUCAACGUCGAGCUGAAGUUAACAUGAGUGAUGUCUUGGCCGAUCCAGUGGUCAGGUUUUUUGAGAAGUACCACGUUCCGCUGAAGAUACUUUUAGCGUUCGUUAUUCCAAUCUUCAUUCCGGUUUAUAUUUUUAAUCAAAGCUUCAAAUGGUCAUUGAUUUCUCAAUUGCUGAUUCGAUAUCCGAUGAAUUUAAAUAUCACUUGGACUAUCAACAGCUUUGCUCAUAAAUUUGGGUAUCGCAGCUAUGACAAAUUAUUAAAAUAUAAAAUCAGCUGACAAUUUUUGGACAAACUUUCUUACUGGAGGUGAAGGUAUUCACAAUUUUCAUCACGUCUUCCCGUGGGACUAUAAAGCCUCUGAAUGGAAGAGUUUGUUUUCUAACACAACAACCUGGAUUGAUAUGUUUGCUAAAAUUGGAUGGGCUUAUGAUUUGAAACGCGCUUCUCCAGAGUAUAUAAAGCUUGUUGUAGAGAGGAGAGGUUAUAAUAUCAGAAAACAAACGAUUUGGAUUGAACGUGAA